AUGAGUCGCCAUCUAAAGAGAAGCUCAUUUUCUGGCUCCAUACCUUGUCACCGUUUAUGUGAGGAUCUUCCAAAUAUACACCAUGCUAACCAAAAUCUGGACCUUUCUGAACCUGACUAUGCUAGUGAUGAGCCUAGUGGAUCAGAGGAGGUGGCCUUGAGAAGAUCUAGCAAAUUCUUUGUCGAGAAAAGGAGGUCUCAGAAGCUGUUAGGACUGAAAGAUGACUCCUCCAGGGUCAUUAGCAGUGAAUCAAGUACUGAAAUUAUUGAACUAAGAGGACGCUGGACUCUGUCCUCUUUUCAGACAUCUCAUGACCACCACAUUGGGCCAACAAGGCCCAAGAAAGAGCCGAAGCCCAAAAGUACCACCAGGAGCAUCCAGAUUCCAGACGUGCAGCCACCAGCUUGUGAUCUUGUAACCAGUUUAUUCCCUGUUUUGAAGGACAAAGUAAACUCACCUGAGCAAGAACCAUAUGAAAUCUUCCAUGAAGAAGCUCAAAAAAGAUCCACAGGGAAAUUACAGGAACUUGAAGAAGAGAUUGAUGAGCUCCAUGGAGAAAACCCUCUGCUUUCCCAGGUGAAAACAGAGCAAGAGAAAGUAAUGCAAUUUCUCAGAGCACACAUAAAUCACUUCAAGGCAGAAAAGACCAAACAGGUGAGCUUUUCAGAUGAACAUUACAAAGAAGAAAAUUCCCUAACACAGCUUACAAAGGCAAACCUGGAAAGAUGGAUAAAGACAUCUAGAAUCUCUAAAAAGGAUGAUGACUCAAAGGAGAUGUUGAUCUUAAAGAAGCAAAUCAAUAGGCUACAAGAACAGUUCAAGAUAAAUGAAUCCCGGUGGUCCAUGGCUCAUGUCAAACUCCAGAACCAGAUAGAAGUCCUAAUGAAACAGAACCUGGAGCUCCAAGAUGAACUUCGAGCUUCAGAGCAUCAGUGGCUGGAAAUUGCCAAGAAAUCAGUGGCUUUACACUCUGCAAGAAGGAAAUCAGAAUCUCUGGCAUCAGAACCGAUUCUUAGAGGAUCUUCAAGCCUGUCAAAGAAUGAGGGAACACCAAUGCACUCUAGUCCAAAGAGUUGCUUAGGCCUGAGGUUGUCGUCUGAAAAAUGUAUUUCUCUAGAGCCAGAAAGCAAUAAAAUGGAAAGAAUGGAAUCUAAGAAAGCAACAUCAAGAGACCAGAGAGGAAAGACUGUUUCCAGAAAUCUUCGGGUCAGAAGUCCUCCACCUAUUGGAAAGAGAUAUGAUCUGGAAAGAAGAAUCCCACCAUCUGAUCCAGAAAUGGUCAUCCAUCGAUUUCCAAGAAAUCUGCAAAAAGCAAGUUCGAGAAAAUCACCAGUGCCAAUUUCCCCACUUGUCAUGUAUACUGAAGAAAGCUUGGCAGCUUAUGAAAAUGACAGGUCUCCAUGGACCUCUGGGAAUUAUGAAGAUACACUCUUCCUUCGGGUUCGGAAUAAUGAUCACAGGUCAUCUGCCUUCCAUCAGAAUGGAGACACUCAGGUGGGCAAGAGUUAUUCUUCCAAGUGGGCAACAUCCAGAAAACUAUUGCUGUCUAUGAAAAAUAAGAAAAAUGAAGAGGAAAUACAAAAAGAAACAAAGCACCCAGAUGGCAAGGUGGAAUGGAAAUUUUCAGAUGGACGGAAAACAAUCACUUUCCCCAAUGGCACCAAGAAGGAGAUCAGUGCUGAUAAGAAAACAACUAUGGUGAUGUUUCCAAAUGGAGACGUGCAGAAGUUCAUGCCUGAUCAGAGAGUGCUUUAUUAUUAUGCAGAUGCUCAAACAACUCACACCACUUAUCCUGAUGGUCUGGAAGUGCUACAAUUUCCUAAUAAGCAGAUUGAAAAACACCAUCCCAAUGGCACUAAGGAGAUUGUGUUUCCAGAUGGGACAGUGAAACACCUUGGUGUCAGCCAUGAGAAGACUGUGUUCCCCGAUGGCACAUUGGUGAGAGUAGAAAGGAAUGGAGAUAAAACCAUUAUAUUCAGUAAUGGGCAGAAGGAGAUCCAUACUUCACAAUUCAAGAGGAGGGAAUUCCCUGAUGGUACCAUCAAGACUGUAUAUAACACUGGCCAUCAGGAAACGAAGUAUAUCUCGGGCAGGGUUCGAAUCAAAGAUGAAACGGGAAAGACCAUCCUUGACAAGAAGUGAUUUGCCUCUUCUGCAUGUAAAAUUAUGUAGGCAAUUCAGAUGACUUUUUAUUCAGAUUUUCUUUGAUUUUUUUUAGCCGUCUGACCAGAAAGGAGACAUAGAUAAGGGCCUACCAGAAGAGGGGCAUGAGAGAUCUCAAACCCAAUUAAUUAUGUAGAAAUUUUUAAAAGAAAAAUUAUUCCCUUAGUUCUCAAUUUGGAAGGAAAAAAUGUGGUUGUAAUAACACUCUUGAGCCAAUUUUUUGUUCCCAAGGCAAUCGCUCCUGGUCCACUCUAGGUCAUUUAUUCUUUAGUGACCAGAUGUGCCUGCUGUUGGAACACCCUGCUGAGCUCCCUUCUUCUGCCAUGCUUUAUUUGGACUCACCACUUCUUUUCACUUUGUUCAUUCAUGUCUAAACAGCAAUACCUGUCUUAUUUCCAGAGCUACAUUUUUGUACUUGGCUCCAAACACGGUGAACACAGUGAAGGGGCUUAAAACAGUCUUGUAGCAACACCUGUCAGAAGCUCCAGACUCAACCACCUCUCACAUUUCACCUUCAAUUCCCUGGCAGCCACUUACCCUCCUAGCAACUUCAUUCUUAAUCCCAAGUGUGAAAAUGAUUGCAGGAUUUUUACUAACCUUACAAUUUUGUUUCCAUUUUAAGCAACCCAUAGAAUGAAGAAAUAAGCUACUUUUUUUUCUGAAACAAUUAGAGCCCAGAAAAUGUAGGAAAUGAAUAACUUCUUGUAAAUGUUAUCACCGAUGACAGGAUGUGGCCAGACGUGAGUUGCUGAAUAUGCACUCUUGUAUAUUUUUAUGUGAAACGAGAUGUGAUAAUGUAUUUUCAUGCCGAUAGUUAUCUUGGCCCUGGGUGUAUAUUGUACCCGUACUGCUGUGUUCUUUAAGAUACUCUCGUAUUGUUUAAAGAAACUAAAAAUCAAUGUUCUGUCUUGUUAUGAGAAAUAGAAUUUUUUUUUAUUGGUGCAAGGUUACUGCCAUGUUCUUGUAGGUGGAUGCUGAGAGUUCAUUUGUUAGAAAUAAAAGGCACAAAUAAUUCUAAAAA
Messenger RNA from Phascolarctos cinereus (koala), 3184 nucleotides. NCBI's taxonomy places the organism in Eukaryota, Metazoa, Chordata, Mammalia, Diprotodontia, Phascolarctidae. The record is from RefSeq and is a predicted model, not a curated record.